This is a messenger RNA of Vollenhovia emeryi, 760 nucleotides long. RefSeq names its product probable tRNA(His) guanylyltransferase (gene THG). The transcript has 2 exons. Gene Ontology annotation, biological process: tRNA modification. The annotation marks the transcript as partial. The record is from RefSeq and is a predicted model, not a curated record. Gene Ontology annotation, molecular function: magnesium ion binding; tRNA guanylyltransferase activity. Lineage: Eukaryota; Metazoa; Arthropoda; Insecta; Hymenoptera; Formicidae.
UCAGCGUCAAAAUUAAUGUCCAACGUAAAUUCGUUAUUUGCCUCGGCGUAUGUUUAUCACUGGCCCCACUUCUUCAGAGGCAAAGAGUUAUAUUAUCCACCCUCAUUUGAUGCUCGUGUUGUGUUGUAUCCAACCGAUAAGAAUUUAAGGGAUUAUCUAUCUUGGCGACAGGCUGAUGUACAUGUCAAUAACUUGUAUAAUACUUGCUUUUGGAAUCUUAUUUUGAAGGGAAAAUUAACUCCGAGUCAGGCAGAGGAAAAACUUAGAGGCACUCUGGCAGCACAUAAGAACGAGUUGCUUUUUCAAGAAUUUGGUAUAAACUAUAAUAAUGAACCGCCUCUGUUUCGAAAGGGUACGACACUUAUUCGAAAAUUAGUGCCCGAUGGUAUGGGAAGAUUGAAACCUGCAAUAGUUCCUUUGGUAGACGAUAUUAUCGGUGACCGUUUCUGGAAAGAAAAUCCCGAAGUAAUUGGUUUGAAGAGUUUAGCAACUUAUCAACCACCGAACUUAACGACUACCAUUAAGAAUACAAUAUCUGCGCCCACUCCUCCUUUGCCUACCAUGGUAAAACGUGAGAGCAAUGGUCCUUUGUCUUCACAAGUGAAUAAUGUAAAUUCAGUCAAUGAAGAAGUGCAUUCUAAUAGGGGCAGAGAGACAAAUGAAGAUCGAAUACAGUGUGAGAAUGAACGUAUUUCUAGGAGAUAAGUUUGUAUAUUAUCCUUUUUUAUACAAUAAAAUCGACUGUAUACUUGAUGACAAA